Molecule: messenger RNA, 1969 nt
Organism: Oryza sativa Japonica Group (Japanese rice)
Lineage: Eukaryota; Viridiplantae; Streptophyta; Magnoliopsida; Poales; Poaceae
Source: RefSeq, a predicted model, not a curated record
CUCCUCGAGGAGCCGCUGCCUCGUGGGCCCCACCCUGGGCCGCGCCUCCCCGUCGCCGCGCAGGUGAGGGGGGUGUGGGCCCCGCUCCACCGCUGGCCCGCCCGCUCCGCCGUACGGCCGCCGCUGGUGCCAUGACGACAUCCUCUCUGACCGCGGGCCCCAUGACGACAUCCUCCUCCCUGACCGCGGGCCCCACCCCCUUCCCGUUCCUUCCUCCCUCUCUCUGGCCUCGCAUGCAGAUGCGCCGCGCGCGCGUGGCGGCCUAGAGAGCCUAUAUCUAUGUCAUCCGCAGCCGCAGGCUGACGCGAGAGGAGUUGCAGCCGCGCGGCAUCGGGCGGGAGUUCGUUUAAUUCGGCUGUUCGAGACGCGGGAGUAGAGGAGAAAGGCGGGUUGGAUUGCUUUUUACCUAUCCAUCGGCAAUGGCGUUCUUCGAGGUGAGGCUUCUGCUCCUGAGUCCUGAGCCCCUGCUCCCUGCUCCCUUCCCUUUCAGAAAAUGGAGUCGUCGUCGUCGUCGUCGUACAUCCCCUUCAUCCGCCAAAUCGCAGCGUCGGUGUCGGCGGCGAGCUGCGACGCGGUGGUGGGCGGCGGCGGUGACAAGGACGAGGAGUGCCGCGACGAGGCGGCGGCUCUGCGGCUCAAGAUGGUGGCCGUCGCGGCCAUCCUCAUCGCCGGCGCGGCCGGGGUCGCCAUCCCGCUCGUCGGCCGGAGGCGGCGUGGCGGUGGCGGUGGCGGUGGCGGGGGCGCGUCCUCCGGCGGGCUCUUCGUGCUCGCCAAGGCGUUCGCGGCGGGGGUGAUCCUGGCCACGGGGUUCGUCCACAUGCUGCACGACGCGGAGCACGCGCUCUCCAACCCCUGCCUCCCGCACUCCCCCUGGCGGCGCUUCCCCUUCCCGGGGUUCGUCGCCAUGCUCGCCGCGCUCGCCACCCUCGUCGUCGACUUCGUCGGCACCCACUUCUACGAGCGGAAGCACCGCCAGGAGGAGGCCGCCGCGGCCGCCGAAGAGGCGGCCGCCGCGCUGCUCGAGGACGGCGGCGCGCUGCCGGUCGGGGACGGCGAAGGACGGGAUGGACGAGGCGGGAAGCGGGACGCCAUGCACAUCGUCGGGAUACACGCCCACGCGGCCGCUCACCGGCACAGCCAUGCGCACGUCCACGGCGCGUGCCAUGGGGGAGCUGUGAAUGACGCCCACGCGCACGGCCAUGGCCACGGGCACGAGGAGGGCCCCUCCGCUCGCCAUGUGGUUGUCUCGCAGAUUCUGGAGCUGGGAAUUGUAUCUCACUCGGUCAUCAUUGGCCUAUCGUUGGGCGUCUCUCAGAGCCCGUGUACAAUCAAACCUCUGGUUGCUGCCCUCUCAUUCCACCAGUUCUUCGAGGGUUUUGCGUUGGGCGGCUGCAUUUCUGAGGCUCAGUUAAAGAACUUCUCUGCUUUCCUGAUGGCUUUCUUCUUUGCUAUCACAACACCUGCUGGGAUCACUGUGGGGGCGGCGGUUGCAUCAUUUUACAACCCCAACAGCCCCAGAGCGUUGGUGGUGGAGGGAAUUCUGGACUCGAUGUCGGCUGGUAUACUGAUCUAUAUGGCAUUAGUGGAUCUUAUUGCUGCUGAUUUUCUUAGCCGGAAGAUGAGCUGCAACCCAAGGCUUCAAGUGGGCUCGUAUAUAGCUCUGUUUCUUGGGGCCAUGGCCAUGGCAGCCCUGGCAUUAUGGGCUUAGUCUGUAGACUUUAAGUAAGACGAAGCUUGGGAGAAACUGCUUGGUGUUCAAUGUGCUAGGAGUUACUCCCUAGCUUCUUAUGAUUCUGUAGGAAGAUGGGCUCUUCUUUUUCUUUUCGGUCAUUGUUCUGUUUGUUUGUUCUUUCUAUGGCAAUGGGUUAUACAAGUCCCUCCUUUUGUUCGUACAAAACAAAGUCCCUCAUCGGGAUUUUUCAGACGGAUAUAUACUGCAAGGAAUAAAGAGUUCUUGAGUUCAACCCUC